UUUGUGUAAACUUCGUCCUCGGACUUUUACCUUGCAAACUACGCAAAUUAUAAUGUUUACACUGCCAACCAAAACAGAAAUUUUGAAGUUCUGCUUUCUACUUCUAGAAUAACUGACAGAUGAUCUAUAAGAUGAACAACAUGAAAUUACUCAUCACUAUCGCCAUCCUUAUACCCAGUAACCAAACAGCAGAUAUAGAUAUUGUAUGGCAUGGUGGAGAAAAGACAGCAAAUGUCUCAGCAACAGAGAUGUCACCAGGAUCCCGAGCUGAGGGAGGAUUGUGGUUUGAUGAUAACACAAAGUCUUAUCUGUUUGGUGGAUGGUCCUACAAUAGUGUAUCAAAGGAAUUUACUCUCACCAAUGAUUUAUGGGUGCUGGAUGUCAAUACAUUCCACUGGACUACUUUGAAACCUGUUGCUAAAAAUAAACCAUCACCUCGUUACUCUCCUUCAAUUUGUGGCAUACCAUCAAGAAUGAUUGUUAUUUUUGGCGGUAUUGAUAAAGAUGGUAAAAAACUAGAUGACACUUGGAUUUACAAUUUAGUAGACAAUUCAUGGCAAGAACUUACAUUGUCAGGUAAUGAUUCCAUGAUUAGCCAUCCACCAGCGCGAGGCCACCAGUCAAGUUGGUGCACAAGCACUAAGCUUACAAUAUUUGGAGGAAGAAAUGCAGAACACAAAGCAUUACAUGACAUGUGGUCUUUUUCUUUAGUUAACCAAAAAUGGAGUGAAAUGGAAAGCUCAAAAAAAUAUCCAUCUAACAGUUUUGGUCAAACUAUUGUUUCAUAUCCCAAACCUCGUAGUGGGGCAACAACCUUUCAGCAAGGGUCUUUAUACUUGUUUGGUGGCAAUACUGCUGAAAUAGAUUCAGGUGAAACAAAUAUUGAUGGCAAAUAUGCUAAUGAUCUCUGGAGUUAUGAUAUUGGAAAAGAUUCCUGGACAAAGAUCGGUGGUUCUGACACUGUAUGUCAUCAUGGCAAUUAUGGUCAUUUCCAAGUUGCCGGUAAAGACAACUGGCCUGGAUGCCGUGUCAAGGCUACAGGAUGGGUGGAUACUAAUGGAAACUUAUGGAUGUUUGGUGGAGAUGGAUCAGAUUCCACAGCUGCAUCUGUCACAGUUUUUAAACCAGGAAAAUUAUUAAAUGAUUUAUGGCGGUAUGAAUUUGUUUUCAAAAUGUGGUCGUGGAUGGGUGGCAACAAGUAUGGGAACACAGGUGGAAAAUAUGGGGAGUCCAGUUCAGAACGUUAUCCAGGAAGUAGAACUGGCUUUAUGUCAUUCAACCGGAACCACAAUUUUAAUCACAUUUUCGGAGGCAUGGGGCAUGAUACAAAUGGAAAAGAUGGGUUGCUUAGCGACCUGUGGGAAAUAGAUGUACACAAGGAAGUGGUUUAUGGGAAAUAUCCUACUACCAGCAAUGUAUUCAUGAUAAUAUUUGGUCUUUGUGGAUUAAUUUUGUUAAUCGUAGCGCUGUCUUUGUAUAAUCGUAAAUUCUUUAAAGGUUCAGAAAAGGAAAAAGAUAAAAUGUCAGAUACUGAGUACUGUAUGCUAACUAACAUUGAUGAUGAGGAUUAGAUUGUUUAUACAUGUUAUAUGUUGGGAAGAUUUUAAAGCUAUUUCUGGAAAAUUCCUCCAAAAAGUUUAUAGAAUGAUAACAUCCCAAAUAUGGCAUUGUACAGCUAUUUCAAGAUGCGCUGUAACAAAAUUUGACUUUUUUCAGAUGCCUUUGUUAUAGCUGAUGAGUUUCUUUUAGAACAAAGGCAGUAGCCAAACAAAAUAUAAAAGGCUUAGUGUUAUUAAAUGGAUGAUUUUUUGAAUAAAUAGGAAUCGCAAUGUUACACCCUAGCAUGGUAAUUUAAACAUUUAAAUAAUUUGGUUUUACUUUUAGGGGUUCUCUGUGAUGGAGAGGAGGAAAGAUGGAUAUGUUUGGAUGAGACCCUCGUCCAAAGUUGAAACUUAAUCUUAAUUUGAUCAUUUGAUAUCAGAUUUUGAUUUAUAUUGUCUGUGUUUUUAAUCAAAAGUGUAAUACUUUUAAAUUGCAUAUCAAGCAUUUUUCCUCUAAAUUAAAAUAUCUUCACACUUAACUUUAUUUGCAUUGUCAUAAAUAUUUGCCACUUAUGUCCUAAAAUAUCUACAGAUAAAAUUAACAAAUAAAGUUAUAAAUUUAUUUCAUCACAUAAUUUUUAAUGUAAAUGAAUCGGAAGAAUAUAUUUGUUCAUUCAAUAAUCAUAAUGAAAGAAACAUUUAAAAAAAAUAACACUGCAGAUUUGUAUUCUCCAAUUGAUCAUCUGUUCUAAUUCAUUCAUCUUCAAAUAUUGUAUCUAGUUAAGAAAUUGAAUUUGCAGUUUGCCUCUACUAUUAAAUAUGACUAAUAAAAUCUACAAAAUAAGUAUCCUACAAAUAAGAAUUUUCUUCCAAGGGAGAUAAUUCAUUAUCACAAGAAGAGUUACUUCCCUGUUGUUUACUCCUAACAAAGCAAAAUAUGUUUCUAUGAAUAAGAAUUUGCAGUUUGUCUUGAUCCAUGAAAUCCUUAAUUAUGAUAUUUAUACUUAUUGUUUAUUAUGUGCACAGUAAUUUGUGCACAUCCAAAAUCUAGUUGGUAUUUUAGAUACUUCAGGUAAAAAAACAUCUGUGAAGUUUUUGCAUUUUUUUUUUUUUUUUUGUGAAAUUGAUACUUAUCGGUAUUUAGAUGUAAUCACUAUGUGUGUGAGGUCAUUUCACUUACAGCCUUGUCACAUUCAUUGGGUUGUUUUUGAUUUUUUUAAGCAUUUCCUUUAUUGUGUGCAUAUUUGAGAGAUAAAAUUGUUUAUAAAAAACUUAAUUUGUUGAGUCAAAAUACAACCUAAAUGGCCCAACUCCUGCUAUCAUUUCAUUUAUUUUUGUACAUUGAACAAAAAUUUUGAGAUUUUAUAUAAAAUGCUCUUAUUUAUUUAUUUUAUUUAUAAGUUUGUAUUCUGUAAGUAAUCAUCUUUGUUUUGUACGAUGUAUUGUAAUCAAUUUAUAAUGAGAACAAUUUUUUUAGGUUGUGCUUUUGAUAUAUAGAACAUUAGUGAUUUUCAUACCUAGUACUCAUUAGAGAAUAUUUAUUUGUUUAUUCAUGUAGUAUAUUUCUUUUUGUAGGUGUUUGUGUUAGCUUUUGCAACACAUGUAGUUCUUUUUUUACAUACUUAACUUUGUUUGUGAUAUGUAACUACUUUUAACUCUUUAGAUUAACAUACUCAGGCUUGUAUGUAUAUAUAUAGACAGUCAAAGAUUUACCAUUGUUAUUAGAGAAAGAAAGGUAUAAAUUUAAAAGGAUUUCAAACAUUGCCAAUAUAUAAUUUACAAAAUCCAAAUCAAAAGCACUAGUGUGUGAAUAGAAAAGAAAAACAAUUUAUUAAAGAAUAUUAAAUCGAAACAUGAAAAGAUUUUAUAUUGUGCUUAUACAAAAGAAACUGACAAUUGUACUCAUCUUAUUUGUACAAAAUAUUGUAAAUUUACUGUUCAGUUGUUUAUGAAAAAAAAAUCUGAGUUAUUUCCCCUUACAUAAAACAAAAAGUUAUCAAUUUCCUUUUUGUAAGAAAAAAUGUAACUGAUGGAAAAAUCAUUUGAAUGAAAAGUCUUACAAAUUAUUUUCAUUUUAGCAUAAAAUCUAAUUGAUCUAAUUGUUUUGAUUAUUUAUUUUUCAUCAUGUUUAAUACUAUAUUUACUGUAUAUUCCAAAGCUUAGUUUGUCAUGUGUGUUUUUUUUUUGUGGUAUUUUUAUGUUCUUCAAUUAUUCUUAUAUUAUCAAUAUACAUGUGUAUAGUGAAUUCUAAAAGUGCUGGUAUUGUGUGCAUUUAUUAUCAUGAUUAUAAUGAUUAUUGAUUAUACCUCAAAAUAAUGAUUCAAACUUGUGAUGUGAGAAAAAAAUUUGCAUUCAUAUAAUGCAGCAUUAUUUUAAUUAGAUUUCUCACAACAAUGAUAAUAAUAUUGCAAAUAUUUCUGAAUUAACAUGUACAGAAACAAGUCUUUAUGACUAUAAACAUGUUAUUUAACAAUAAUUGACUCACUGUGAGUUCUUGAUUAUGUUUAUUUUAUUAACAUAUCAUUUUUCAUGUACAUGUAUGAAUGUAUUUGUUUUAUAAAUUAAUUUUCAAUUUGCAAGAAGAAGGCUGGUAAUCCCAGAUUUACUGGUUGCAAAAACUAUCUUUCUCAAGAAAAUCAACUUUUUGUUCAAAUAUUGUCAUAUGUAAAGUUCCCUGAAUUCACUUAUUUUCAUAAGUCCCAUAGUCUUCUAUGUGUAUUGCUCAAUAAUAGACAUGUACACUAUGGAAUUUUCUAUUCUUUUAAAAGUCAGUCUGAAGAUUAUCUCCCUUUGAUUAUCACUCUGAAGAUUAUCUCCCUUUGAUUAUCACUCUGAAGAUUAUCUCCCUUUGAUUUUCACUCUGAAGAUUAUCUCCCUUUGAUUAUCACUCUGAAGAUUAUCUCCUUUUGAUUAUCACUCUGAAGAUUAUCUCCCUUUGAUUAUGUCUAGCUUUUGCUAAAAUAAAACAAAUAAAAAAGUAAAAUCACAAAAAUACUGAACUCAAAGGUAAAUUCAAAAUGGAAAGUCCCCUAAUCAAAUGGUAAAACACAUCAAGCUAAUAGACAACAACUGUCAUAUUCCUGACUUGGUACAGGCAUUUUCAAAACAGUGGAAAAAUAUUGUUUUUCAUUUAAUCUCGGAAACUGAUAUAAAGAUAUUAUGGUCACAUUUUACUUAAGAACAGGAUACUUCUCUAAAGGGGUUUGCCAAACAUAUAUGUUUAUUAUAAUAUAGAUUUGGCUGAUAUAGAAAAUCUCUCCAUCCAAUAAAAAAAACGAUGUGUAAAAUGUAUAUAUGUGAAUGUUCCCUGAAAGACAUCUUCAAAUAUAUUUAAUCUGAAUUGUUGAAAUCCAUGUUUCUGUAUGGAAGGAAAAUCUUAAAUAAUCACUCAGAUCAAAAAUGAAAUAGCAAAUUAAGUGCACAUCUUCAUUUCCUAUAUUCUUUGCCAGUUUUGUGUAAUUCUGUAGAGCAAUAUUUAUUUUUUUUUGUUAUUAACAGCAAAGUGUUUAUUAAGCUUUAUUUACCGGUAUAUGCAUAUUGUUUUUACUUACCUUGUAUGGUGUAUCAAUUACUUAUUGUUGU
This is a messenger RNA of Mytilus trossulus (common blue mussel), 5123 nucleotides long. RefSeq lists its product as uncharacterized. The transcript is spliced from 3 exons. Bases 120 to 1571 code for a protein of 483 amino acids. NCBI's taxonomy places the organism in Eukaryota, Metazoa, Mollusca, Bivalvia, Mytilida, Mytilidae. Gene Ontology annotation, molecular function: protein binding. The record is from RefSeq and is a predicted model, not a curated record.